Exophiala bonariae is the source of this 1824-nucleotide messenger RNA. RefSeq lists its product as uncharacterized. The record is from RefSeq and is a predicted model, not a curated record. The transcript is spliced from 2 exons. Bases 1 to 1824 code for a protein of 607 amino acids. NCBI's taxonomy places the organism in Eukaryota, Fungi, Ascomycota, Eurotiomycetes, Chaetothyriales, Herpotrichiellaceae.
AUGCCUAAACAACCUGCCGUCAUCAUCAUAGCCCGACACGGCGCUCGACUCGAUCAAGUCGAUAGAAAUUGGAUCACAACAGCCGAAAAGCCUUACGAUCCUCCAUUAUCAUAUGGCGGCUGGAUGCAAUGCCAAACCCUGGGUGUGCGUAUAAACAAUGAGUUAUACAAUCUGGAUAGAAAAUACGGUCUUUCCACUGAAAACAAGGACGAGCCUGUAACAACUGAUGUGCCACCUCCCAAGAAAAGAAAAAUAAUCAUCCACACAUCUCCAUUCACUCGUUGUCUCCAGACCUCCAUUGCAAUCUCGGCAGGUUUACAGCAUCCUCAGAACCAUUCUCGGCCCCGUCCAAGACCCCGACAACAAUCCUCACGCGCACCUCUGUCUCCAACUGAGCAACCGGACCCAUCGUCAGAGCCGAGCGAUUCAUUGGAAGAUGAUUCUCUGCGCAAGACUACAAGCAAAGAACAGACACAGACAAAUCGUUUAGGCUACAACACCUGCUCUCUACGUAUUGAUCCUUUCCUGGGCGAAUGGCUUUCCCCGAGCUAUUUUGAACAUGGCGAUCCACCACCUCCUUCCGCCGUGCUCGUCUCUGAGGCGAAGUUACUGCUUCAAACACCGCAAGAGGAGAUCAAAGGUGCUGAUUUAUCUCAGUCUUUGUCCGACUUACCUUUGCUUGAAUGGGAUGAGAAAGAGAAUGAUGGUGCCUCACCUCCACCUCAAGAGAAGACUGGUCUAAAAGCAAUGGCAGCUGCGGGUCAUUCUUUUCCUAAAAGAGCAAGGAACAUAUCCUUUGGAACUGAGUUGGCCAAUGGCGCCCGCCUCCUAAAUCGUGCUCUCCGGCAGCCUGUCGGAUAUAGCCCUCCUUUACCUACCUACGCAAUCGCUCCCUCGGAGAAAAUUCCUGUAGGGUUUGUCACUCACGCCAGAGAUGCUUGUGUCGAACUUGACCAGGACUGGAACAGCCAGAGUGAAGACCUCCAAUGGGGCGACGGCGGUCACUACAAUGAAGAGUGGGGCAGUAUGCAUCGUCGCUUUCGGAAUGGUUUGCAGAAGAUGAUCGGCUUUUAUGAGACCAACCUCACAGACGAGGAACAAACGAACGAGGACACCGUCGUUGUCAUAGUUACACACCAAGCUGGCUGUAAUGCUCUCAUUCGGCUGCUGACAGGAGCACCGGCUUUACAUGAGGUAGGAACCGCUUCACUGACCUUGGCAAUCCGAAGGCCCCGGGAUGAAAACACAACGAUGGCGCCAUCAUCCCCAACUCGCAGACGAGGUUCGCUGGACUCUGGCAUUUCGACAGACUACGACGUCAAGAUCAUCGCAUCAACAGAACAUUUGCGAGCCGCUUCCAAUCCUCUGGGACUUAACUCACCACGACUCGGCUUCUCGCCUGCAUUUGCAAGUCGUCGUGUAGUCGGCUCCGACGCCCCUGAAGGCUUUAGUCUGGGAGAUCCCAUGGCUAUCCGUGGAAUGUCGACCAUACAGGCCAGAAACUCGAGCCAAAAGUCUCAUGCUGCUGAUGAACUUACUGCGGGCGAGCAUCCCGCCGGUUUAUGGCGAAGAGGUAGCCGAUAUUCGAGAGAUGAGACGGUAGACUCGAGUGAUGCGGGCAGAACACCUAGGACGGACAGUGUUGACACGAAUGAAAGUGGUCCUGAAUCUCAACCAGUUCCAGAUUCCAAUAAUCUCAAGGUUCAAACUCAACAUUUGCCGGUACGAAGCGCUAGUCAACGUGGUCUCUGGGGAGGCGAGUCGAUAAACAGAAAAAGGAGUCCAGGGAAGAGGCGUUGGACAGCAGUGGAGAGAUCUCCUUGA